AGUCAAAUAACGGACAUGUAUCACAAUAGUGGAUGAAAGACGUGUUGUUUUUAUAUCCAAACGCGAGAAAAAUUUUUAUUUUCUUCCCCCAUUUAAUAUUUAGCAUACAGAACGACUACGCCCUUUCAGGCAUGGUGGCAUCAUUACACGCCGGGACAGAGGAUUUAAAGGCGCACAUGCAUACGAUAAUAAGCCGCGUUGGAUCAAUUCAUUCAUUCAUUUAGAAUCUUCUUUCAUCAACAAGAGGAUCCAUUAGGAAGAAGCUGCUGCAAUGCGCCUUUGAUUUAAGAUGAAACAAAAAUGGAGCUGUUUGGCCAAAAUACCCAGAAAUAUGUUUGGAGGAGAAAAGCUUUUAAAGAUGCGCUACCGGAAGACUGUCUUCCUCGCCGUCCUGGUGUCGGUGCUUCUGGUGCUGACUCUCAUCCACACGUGGACCAGCAGCCGCGCGUACACCUUCGUCGAGGUUUGGCAGCGACCGGAACUUCUAGAGAGACACGACGACCGUGUCCCCGACCCGGACCCCAUUUUGAGGACCAUCCCCUUUCAUGUGCGCGACAGCGUGGCGAGCUUGUUGGCGCGUAACGGCUGCGUGUGCGAGAGUGAAGGCAUCAACCUACCCUUCCUCCAAAUGCUCACCACGCGGGUGGCAGCCAGGCCGCUGCAAACCGCCUUCCAGCCCUCGGAGCUGGAGGAGGUGAAGAGGAGACGGGAGAAGGAGUUCAGGAGUCUCCAGAACAGGUUACACACACCUACAGACUCGCUCAUUAUAGCCCAGGCCAACAAUCCUUGGCAGUAUCCCACUCAGGGAGUGGAGGUUCGGCCUUUGAAGACAAUCAUCAUCCCAGCUUUGGCCUUACACCAUCUUCCCACUCAACACUACUCUGUGAACCUCAGCGCCUCGCUGGGCACCCUGAACGUCGCCGCAGAAGUGGACGGCGUUGAAAUCCGAGGCGACGGCGAGACGCGCAUGUCGCUGUCCAGCGGCCUGCUGAGCAAACUCAACCGCCAGCUGCAGUUUGUCACCUACACCAACACGCUGUUCCACCCCGACACUGCAGACACAGUGCACUUGGAGACGGCGCACCAUGGAGCCAAGUUCACCAUCAAGGUGCGUCACGGUGCGACAUCCAAACUGUACAACACAGGACCUGAUGAAGGAUCACAAGGAGAGUACAACAUCAGCACCUUGGUUACCAUAGCGACAAAAACUCUGCUGCGUUACGACAAGCUCCAGAAGUUAAUCGACAGCGUGAGGGAAUAUUAUCCCAGCGUCACCAUCGUCAUCGCUGAUGACAGUGAAGACCCCCAACCUGUCCGGGGGCCCAACAUCGAGCAUUACAUCAUGCCCUCUGGAAAGGGAUGGUUUGCUGGACGAAACCUGGCCGUUUCCCAGGUGACCACCAAGUAUGUGCUGUGGGUGGACGAUGACUUCAUCUUCACCAGCAAGACCAAGGUGGAGAAACUUGUGGACGUUUUAGAGAAGACCACGUUGGACCUGGUGGGCGGGGCGGUGCGUGAGGUGACGGGCUACACCAGCACUUACAGACACACCAUAUCCGUGGAAGCCGGGAAGGAAGACGGCGACUGUUUGCACCUGAGGAGAGGCUUUCAUCACAUCAUCCAAGGCUUCCCCAACUGCGUGGUGACAGACGGCGUGAUUAAUUUCUUCCUGGCUCGCACUGACAAGGUGCGGCAGGUGGGCUUCGACCCGCGCCUCAACAGGGUCGCUCACCUGGAGUUCUUCAUCGACGGCCUGGGCUCGCUCCACGUGGGCUCCUGUGACGACGUGGUGGUCGACCACGCCAGCAAGAUCAAGUUGCCCUGGGUGAGCCAAUCGCAGAGUGACAAGGCCUACGCCAAGUUCCGUUACGCUUCCGCCUCGCCAAACAAAUUUGGCACGUCGUACUUCAGGAACAGAUUCCAGUGCUUGACCAGAAGCUGAUUGGUUUGCUUCGGGCUCAGACUUGCCAAAGACGGAGAAGAUUUUCCUUUUCGUGCCACAACCAAGUGGUAUCUUGCUCCUUUGAAACUCCACAAACACUACGCCGAAGUCAACGCAUAGGGAGGACGAUCAUGUAAAAGUCAUGGGAAUCUUGGGGUCCCUAAUAUUGUGACCACUGUGAUAACCAUCGAGGUCUGCAAGUCAAGUCUCUCCAGGAGCCUACUGGGCGCAGCCGUGCGUGCGUUAGUGCGUGUGCGUUUGUGUGAAAGCUGUCUUUAAAAUGGACAUUUUGGGACCAAAGACAUGAGUGAACUAAGGAGUUAAAUGAAAUGUCCCCGCAUGAGAUUUUGUCCGUGACCCCAUUUUAGUCUUAUAAUAAUAAUAAUAAUAAUAAUAAUACAAAUGGAUGGAUGGAUAAUAAUAGCCCAGUGAGAAUUAAUAAUAAUUUUCAUUAACAUUAUUUUUAGCCCAGUGAUAAUUACUAUUGAUUAUAAAUAUUGUCGAUGAUAAUAAUAAUACAAAAUUAUUAUUAUUAUUAUUACCCUGUGAUCAUUAUUAUUAGUAGUAUCAGUAGUAGUAGUAGCAAUAAUGUAUUAAUAGCCCAGUGAGAAUUAUUGGUUAUAAUAAAAAUAAUUAUUAAUUAAUAUUAUUUUUAUUAUGAUUAUUAUUAAUAAUAAUAAUAAUUCUAAGUUAAUGAUUUGAAAAAAAAAAAUAGUUUCUCAGUUCGAACAUUUAAAUAUAAAUUGAAAAGGAUUUGCAAAUCAUUGUAUUUUGUUUUAAUUAAUAAUAACAAUAAUCAUAAUUAUUAUUAUUAUUAACCCAGUGAUAAUUAUUAUUAAGUAUUAUUGUACUAGCCAGUAUAUUAUCCAUCCAUUCUUUGUCUAUCGCUUGUCCCUAUUGGGGUCGCUGGGGGGUGCUGGAGCCUAUCUCAUAUUAUAUAAUAAUAAUAAUAAUAAUACAAAUGGAUGGAUGGAUAAUAAUAGCCCAGUGAGAAUAAUAAUAAUUUUCAUUAGUAUUAUUUUUAGCCCAGUGAUAAUUAUUAUUGAUUAUAAAUAUUAUCGAUAAUAAUAAUACAAAUGAUUAUUAUUAUUAUUAUUACCUGUGAUCAUUAUUAUUACUAGUAGUAGUAGCAAUAGUUUAUUAAUAGCACAGUGAGAAUUUUUGAUUAUAAUAAAAAUAAUUAUUAUAAUAUUAUUUUUAUUAUGAUUAUUAUUAAUAAUAAUAAUUCUAAGUUAAUGAUUUGCAAAAAAAAAUAGUUUCUCAGUUCAAACAUUUAAAUAUAAGUUAAAAAGGAUUUGCAAAUCAUUGUAUUCUGUUUUAAUUAUUAAUAAUUAAAAUUAUUAUUAUUAUUAACCUAGUGAUAAUUACUAUUGAUUAUAAAUAUUAUCGAUAAUAAUGAUACAAAUUAUUGUUAUUAUUAUUGCUCUGUGAUCAUUAUUAUUAGUAAUAUUAGUAGUAGUAGCAAUCAUUUAUUAAUAGCCCAGUGAGAAUUAUUGAUUAUAAUAAAAAUUAUUAUUAAUUAUACGAUUAUUUUUAUUAUGAUUAUUAUUAAUAAUAAUAAUAAUAAUUCUAAGUUAAUGAUUUGAAAAAAAAAAAGUUUCUCAGUUCGAACAUUUAAAUAUAAGUUGAAAAGGAUUUGCAAAUCAUUGUAUUCUGUUUUAAUUAAUAAUAAUAAUAAUAAUAAUUAUUAAGUAUUAUUGUACUAGCCAGUAUAUUAUCCAUCCAUCCAUUGUCCACCGCUUGUCCCUAUUGGGGUCGCGGGGGGUGCUGGAGAUCUCAUAUAUAUAAUUAUAAUAUUAUUUUGAUAAAAAUAAUUAUUAUUAUUAUUUUUAUUAAUAACCCAGUGAUAAUUAGAAAUAAUUAUUAACUAUUAUUGUACUAGCCAGUAUAUAAUAAUAUUUCUUAUUUUUAUUAGACUCCUGGAGGUCCCCCACUCUAAUGGUAACAUCACCGCCCCACGUCCACACUCAGCAUGUUUACAUGCACCAAAAAAUUAAGACUUUAUUUAGUUGAAACUACUUUUUAAAACACGUAAAUGUGCAUGCUUAUUAACUUCAUAGUGUUAGCUGAUUAAUGUAGGAUUAUUAUUACUGGAUAAUCAUGAUAAAACAUUAUUAUAAUUAUAUUAUCUAUCCCCCGUCUUUAAAAACUAGCGACGCCUCGGUUUCGAACUUUAAAAUCGCGGUUCCUUGAACGCACCACAGUUGCGUGCUACGACACGUAAAAGGCGUAACUUAAAACGUAACUUUAUUCGAUGACUUUUAUUAUAUUUCUUCCUUGUUCUUCCAUCUCCUCAUCCGGGUUCCCAAAUGUUGGCGUAUGUGUGUGCGUAGAUGACGUCAGAACCAACUUUGCGUCUCUCGCCAGUAAAUUGCUGAUUAAGGUGUUCUUUCAUACAAUGGCCUUUAGAGGGCGCACUUUUGUACAAUUCUAUUAAUAGAAAGUAGGCCAAUGUGUUGCAGCCAUCAACCCAGCAGAGGGCGCUGUCUCACACGCCUUUUCCAGCAGGAACAUUUAAAAUGGGUUUUAUAAAGGCUAAAAAAUGGGCAAUUUUAAGGGUUUCUCUGGACUGGUCCAUGAAGUUUGUUCGCCAUUGACUGGAGAUCUUGAAGUGUAACUGAAAAUAGCAAGAAUCUACUGUAUUGUUUGCUAAAUCUACUGUAUUGUUUGCUAAAAAAGUUGCAAGGGGCAGUAUUUUACUGCGAUGAUAGUGUUUGUUCAGGGUAAGAGACGAUAGUAUUGUGUUCAUGUCAGCAAAAAUGUGUUUUGAAUUUUUAACAGCUGAUUUCAAAGCUGCUUUUUCCGUUAUUUAUUUCCCAAUCCUACUCGACAGUGUUUGUUGUCCGAUAAAUGCAGAUUUGAUAUAACCGAGGAGUAUAAAAGUUACACUGAAAACUGUGAAAAAGAUUGUAUUGAAGUGAUUCAAGGUGUAUAACCACAGGAAUGACAUUGUAAUGAGAAAAUGUAAUGAAAAUUAUCAAUACAUCAAUCAAUGUUUACUUAUAUACACUGUAAAAAAAAAAAAAAAAUCAUAUUUUUAUGGUUAAUUUACUCUAAAUUUCUUCUGUAAUUUUUCUAUUUUUUUUUAAAUAGUUUAUAAAACUGUAGAAUUGAAGACAUUAUCUGUAAAUAAACAAUCCGCCUGUUAUUUUUAGUAAUAUGCCAGUAAUGACAAACUAUGUAUAUUUCUAUUUUUGUUUACAGAAAAAUACCAAAUUAAUUAUUCAUAGCAUUUUCUGUUUUCUUAAAUUACUUUCAAAUUCAUGUAAUAUUACGAUAUUUUUAAAACGUUUCAUGAAAAUUUCUGUAAUUAUAAUGUUUUGGUCAUUAUUUGGUUUACAAUGUUUUACUUUAAUUUUAUGGUUUUCGUUUGGCAGCCGUAGCUGCCAGUAGAUGACCGUUUUUUUACAGAAUUUUUUUUUACAGUGUAGCCCUAAAUCACCAGUGUCUCAAAGGGCUGCACAAGCCACAAAAUUAGCCUCUAAAAAAAACAAUACUAAUAUUUUGUGAAAAUAAUUGAAUCAUUACGAAGAUAAAGUAAAAAAAAAACUACAAAAAAAUAGCUUAUUAAUUUAUGAAAACAUGGAAAUAACGUAGUAGCAUUGUGAAUAGGUAUUUUUACGUAUGCAAAUUGUAAGGUUUGAAAAAACUGCAAUUUAUGAGAGUAAAGAAACAUCUCAAAGAGGGGAAAAAACGUGGUUUUGAAACAAAUUCCUGAAAAUGAAUCAAUAAAGUAGUAAAAUUAUGAGACAUAUUUUGUAAAACAUCACAAAAACUUUUAACUCGUUUAAUUUCAUGAAAGCAACAUUGUAUCCUGGGGGAAAAAAGCAGGAAUAUCGCGAGAAAAAAAAUACAAACUUUAAUGGGGAAAAUUCGGUAAGGUCGUGAAAAAGGGUGAAACUUUAGUCUCUUUUAGCAAUUUAAUCUUUUUGGUCUUUUCAGUGUGGCACCAAACCUGAUAGGAAACUGCUGGAGUAUUUUAGGGGGGUCUAUAAGUGCUGACUUAUUCAAAUGUAUGUCUUUUGAAAUUUCAGUAUUAAAACAAAGAAAACAUG
Messenger RNA from Nerophis lumbriciformis (worm pipefish), 5997 nucleotides. It is a transcript of the gene b4galnt1b, whose product is annotated as beta-1,4-N-acetyl-galactosaminyl transferase 1b. NCBI's taxonomy places the organism in Eukaryota, Metazoa, Chordata, Actinopteri, Syngnathiformes, Syngnathidae. Gene Ontology annotation, cellular component: Golgi membrane. The record is from RefSeq and is a predicted model, not a curated record. Gene Ontology annotation, molecular function: acetylgalactosaminyltransferase activity. Gene Ontology annotation, biological process: ganglioside biosynthetic process.